This is a messenger RNA of Glycine soja, 1832 nucleotides long. Its product is annotated as UDP-arabinose 4-epimerase 1-like. Gene Ontology annotation, molecular function: UDP-glucose 4-epimerase activity. Bases 394 to 1641 code for a protein of 415 amino acids. The record is from RefSeq and is a predicted model, not a curated record. Lineage: Eukaryota; Viridiplantae; Streptophyta; Magnoliopsida; Fabales; Fabaceae. Gene Ontology annotation, biological process: beta-D-galactose catabolic process via UDP-galactose, Leloir pathway. Gene Ontology annotation, cellular component: cytosol. The transcript has 11 exons.
AUGCAGAGAAGGCGCGGCCUAUUAGAAAUACUAUAGAACCCAUUCUUCUCUGUCUCUCUCUCUCAAAUUCUCACUCUCACAAUUUCAACGCCACACCAAAAAUUCCACUGCACUUCCACCAUCCUCAUUUGUACUUUUCUUCUCAUUCUCUUUCCACUCCCCUGCAUUCUACACAAAUUCCGUUACUACUUUUCUCUCUUUUUUUUCAGAUUUCCCACUUUUCUUAUUCUCAGAAAACCGUUAAAUUUACACUCUUUUUCACCGUCCGAGGCCUUACGCGCUUCUGGGCAACCGCAUACGGCUAAGCCUUGAAGCAUAUCACCGAAAUCCUUCCGGGAGUGGGGCUUGAUAUGAUCAUUUGUAUUGGGGAGUAAGACCUUGUUACUUUUGCAAAUGCUAAAUUUUAAUAGGACCAGAAGUCAGCCCAGGUCUACAAGAUCUAUGUCUUUGGGAGGCAUGGAUUAUGUGGAUCCAAAAAGGAAGGGCAAUUUUGUUGGAAAAGUUUUUCUUGCUGCAGCAUUAACGGCAUUAUGCAUUAUCAUGAUCAAGAGAUCUCCAUCUUUGAAUCCCCCAAGUCCGUUUUCCAUCCGUGAACCAGGUGUCACUCAUGUUUUAGUGACAGGAGGUGCAGGCUAUAUUGGUUCACAUGCUACCCUACGACUUCUGAGGGAAAAUUAUCGUGUCACCAUAGUGGAUAACCUGUCACGAGGAAAUUUGGGUGCUGUUAGGGUUCUUCAAGAGUUAUUUCCAGAACCUGGAAGGCUUCAAUUUAUAUAUGCUGACUUGGGAGAUAAAGAAUCUGUAAAUAAAAUAUUUUUGGAGAAUAAAUUUGAUGCUGUGAUGCACUUUGCUGCUGUUGCAUAUGUGGGAGAGAGCACACUGGACCCUCUUAAGUAUUAUCACAAUAUUACGUCGAAUACCUUGUUGGUAUUGGAGUCUAUGGCUAAAUAUGGUGUGAAGACAUUAAUAUAUUCUAGUACAUGUGCAACGUAUGGGGAACCUGAAAAGAUGCCUAUUAUAGAAAUAACAGAACAGAAACCAAUUAAUCCAUACGGAAAAGCCAAGAAGAUGGCAGAAGAUAUCAUCUUUGAUUUUUCCAAAAAUUCUAAGAUGGCAGUAAUGAUUCUGAGAUACUUCAAUGUGAUUGGAUCAGACCCAGAGGGCAGACUAGGUGAGGCUCCAAGACCUGAACUUCGAGAACAUGGUCGAAUUUCUGGUGCCUGCUUUGAUGCAGCUCGUGGUAUUACAACUGGCUUAAAGGUUAGAGGAACUGACUACAAGACACCCGAUGGAACAUGCAUACGAGACUACAUUGAUGUAACUGAUUUGGUUGAUGCUCAUGUGAAGGCUCUUGAAAAGGCACAACCUGGUAAAGUAGGGAUCUACAAUGUUGGCACUGGAAAGGGUAGAUCAGUGAAGGAGUUUGUGAAUGCUUGUAAAAAGGCCACAGGGGUGGACAUCAAAGUAGACUACCUUCCACGUCGACCCGGUGAUUAUGCCGAGGUGUAUAGUGACCCUUCUAAGAUCAACCGGGAACUGAAUUGGACUGCACAAUACACUGACCUUGAGAAGAGUUUGCAGGUUGCAUGGAAAUGGCAAAAAUCUCAUCGUAAUGGUUAUGGCAUUUUAUCUGCAAUCUGAGUUUCUAGCCAUUCAGCAAAGCAGUUGGCCUUCAACUGCUCUCUUACAUGGGGCUCAGGAUUUUUUUCCUUUUUCUUUUUGGUCCUUAGGGAGUUUGGUAGUUGAUUCGUUAUACUUACAUGUGUAUUCAACAUACAAUGAGUCAAUAAUAAUAAAAUGCCAAGCCUGUGGUUGGUAUAGCUUUUCUUCUA